Fonsecaea multimorphosa CBS 102226 is the source of this 1194-nucleotide messenger RNA. RefSeq lists its product as uncharacterized. The coding region runs from base 1 to 1194 and encodes 397 amino acids. NCBI's taxonomy places the organism in Eukaryota, Fungi, Ascomycota, Eurotiomycetes, Chaetothyriales, Herpotrichiellaceae. The transcript has a single exon. The record is from RefSeq and is a predicted model, not a curated record.
AUGGCGAUCUUUUCGAAGUCUGCGGCUCUUGCUGCGCUUGCCUUCCUGGCGGCGACGGGAGAUGCCCACAUGAUCAUGAGGACUCCUGUCCCCUACGGCAAAUCAACCCUCAACAACUCACCACUUGCCGCCGACGGCUCUGAUUUCCCUUGCAAGCAGCGUACUGGCGUCUACGAUGCCGAGGGUGCCAGCAAUGUCGCCGCCAUCGGUGAGCCACAGACUCUGAGCUUCCUCGGCAGUGCCGUCCAUGGUGGUGGUUCCUGUCAAGUCAGUCUCACGACCGAUCUCCAACCCACGAAGGACUCCAAGUGGAUGGUCAUCAAGUCCAUCGAAGGCGGCUGUCCUGCCUCCGUUCCCGGCAACCUCCCUGACGAUCCCAACGGUACUGGUGCCUCGACUUUCAAUUUCACCAUUCCUGAAGGGAUCGCUCCUGGCGACUACACACUGGCGUGGUCAUGGCUCAACAAAGUGGGAAAUCGUGAAUAUUACAUGAACUGCGCACCAUUCACUGUGACGGCUGGGGUCAACUCGCCUUCUCGACGAACCGCCGGGGUUAACUCGCCUCACUCUCGACAAACUGCGAAGGUAAAGAGACAGACAAGUUUCCCAGAUCUGUUUGUAGCCAACCUAGCGAGCAUUAAUCAAUGCGUAACGGUGGAGGGUUUCGAUUACCAGUACCCAAAUCCCGGCUCCGAUGUCCAAUCAGCGGGCACGGGACCUUACACCGCCCUGUCAUGUGGCUCUGGGAAUGGAAAUAACACUGCUCAGCAACCCACAGGCUCUCUGCCUUCUGUCUCUGGAACUCCCUCUUCGGCGCCCGCAUUUGCCAGUGGCAAUGCUGCUGGGCAAUCCACCGCUGCUCCAAGCUUGGCACCUGGGAACUUUGCGAGCGGUGCAAAUUCGGUACCUCCCUACCCUAAUACCACGUCGCCCACUUCCGCUGACCCUCUCCAGGUUGUCCCCGUCACGACUCAAGCCAGCGCUGCUGCAGCGACUCAAACCUCCACUGCAGGCGCAUUGACAGGCCCUUGCACAGACGAAGGCGACUGGAACUGCAUUGACGGGAGCAGCUUCCAGAGAUGCGCCUCGGGCAGCUGGAGCGCAGUCAUCCCAAUGAAUGGAAUGGCAUGCACUCCUGGAAUUUCCUCCGACUUCGUCAUGACAGCGGCCAAAGCAAAACGCUGGCAAGCCUAA